AGGCGGUGUAUUUAGCGACUAUUUAUCUUUAAUAAAUGAGCAAUAACAUAGUGCAAGAAAUGCUUACAAAAUCGUUAAUCGUGAGUGUAGUUUUAUAUGGAUUACUGAACUGUACAGUUCAGAGUAGUUUUUUCGCUGAAAAUGGGACGAAAAGGAACUUUGUUUACAAUGUGUAUGAAUAUGACACCCUCAUCAACAUCACAGUGAACUCAACAACCGAACAAAUCUUGGACUUCAAUGAGACGACAGACAAGUGGCGCCACCUGCCGACGCGAGUACACGUCUCUACAACCGACGUCGUCGACGGCGACCACCCAGUGUUCGUCACCGCCACGCAGCAGAAAGGCGUAUCAUCCUGGGAGCUCCCUCUAGUGGUGCAAACAAGUAACUGGCGAUGGCGCACGAACGACAUGGCUCGCACGCUCUGUCCACACGACGCCGGGCCUAAUAUAACGACGGUGAAUCGGCCGACGAUACAAAUAACGACAUCUAAUCCUACGGACGUGCCCGUCGCCAUUAAACUGCGGCGGGUCACAGACUUUUUCAUAGAAGUGGAUAAGGAGGUGUAUUUGAACGUGACGCCGAGCUCUCCUAAGUAUUACUACUUUUCCUUCAGCAGCGACCCGCCGCCCAAUAACACCAGAACGACAGACCUUCAGCUACCCUCACUAAGAUUCAACUACACAAUACCAAAGAGUGUGAUUCUCAUCAUAGAGUCAGAUGAUGACAUCUGCGCCGUCAUCUCCAUACAAAACAACUCGUGUCCAGUGUUUGACAAUGAGCAAGAUGUCAACUAUCAGGGCUACCACCUUACCAUGAUGAACAAAGGAGGGAUUACACUUACCCAAUCCAUGUUCCCCGUGGGGUUCUACGUGGUGUUCAUAGUGAAACAGGGCGAUGAGGACUGCACGGGUGCGAGGGAGACGACGCUAAAGGAAUACGAUAUGGGAACUGAGAGAGUGAAGAGUUUCAGGUUCCGUAUAAUACCCACUAUUUCAUACGCGGAAUACGUGGUUGCUGCCCUCGUCGUGUUGGCAGUCCUCGUGCUGCUUCUGGCGCUAACUGCCCUCAUCUCCUGCUUCACCACUAAAUGCACAGAGCAAGUGGUGGUGAUAGACGAAGACCCGGCACCGUCGACAUCUCGAGGGCCCAGUGAUGAAACGCCACUGUUUGCUGAUAAAAUACCAAGAUCGGACUCGUUUUCGUCGGACGGGUCGGAGCCCCGCGAAUUGGUGUUGGCGCAGCCCCUCACAGUUGCGGGGCUUAAUCGACGCCCCACAUACGCGCGCCGCUCUGACAGAUAUUUCUGGAGCGCGCUGACGGUGGCUGUGGUAUACGCACUGCCGGUCGUGCAGCUGCUUUUCAUGUACCAAAGGAUGGUCUUCCAAACGGGCAACCAAGACCUGUGCUACUACAACUUCUUCUGCGCGCACCCGCUGGGCCCCCUCGCGGACUUCAACCACGUCUACUCGAACAUAGGCUACGUGCUGCUAGGCCUCGCCUUCAUGGCCCAGGUCAGGGUGCGGCAGGUGGCGCAGAGGAAGAAACAGGGUGCCGAAUUGGGUAUCCCUCCCCACCACGGCAUCUUCUACUCGAUGGGUCUGGCCCUCAGCAUGGAGGGCAUACUCUCCGCGUGCUACCACCUGUGCCCCAACAAGAUGAACUUCCAGUUUGAUUCUUCGUUCAUGUACGUGAUAGCCGUGCUGUGCAUGGUCAAACUGUACCAGAACCGUCACCCGGACGUCAACGCGAACGCGCACUCCACCUUCAUGCUGUUGGCCGUCGUUAUGACUAUCGGUCUAUUCGGGAUAAUGUACCCGAGCGUAUAUUUCUGGGUGUUGUUCACUAUCCUCCACCUCGCUACGUGUUUCGUGUUGACCAUGAAGAUAUACUACGUCGGACAAUUUAAAUUCGAACGAGCGAUAUUCGGGCGAGCUAUAGCCGCCUUGAAGUCUCGCGAAGGCAGCGUAAUCACAUUUCUACGACCGUCGUAUGGCGCUCGCGCGAUUCUCCUCGCCGUGGCCAACGCUGCCAACUGGGCGUUGGCAGCUUAUGGCAUGUACGAGCACAAUAAGGACUUGGCGCGCCAUCUACUCGCGAUCCUCAUGGGCAACACCGUGCUCUAUCUACUGGGCUACGUCAUCAUGAAACUAGUCAAUAAAGAAAAGGUGCCGGUACGGACGUGGAUGUUCUGCGCUCUGGCUCAUCUCUGCUGGAUCGUCGCCCUAUACUUGUUCCUCGACGGACACACCAGAUGGGCGGACACGCCAGCGCAGUCCCGGCGCCGCAACGCCGUCUGCUCGUCGCUACAGUUCUUCGACAGCCACGAUCUCUGGCACGCGGCCUCCGCGGCCGCCCUGUACCUGUCAUUCAACAUGUUGCUGACUAUAGAUGACCCAUUAGCUGACACCCCUAGAGAACUCAUACCUGUAUUUUGAAGAUUGGACAUUUUGCAACAUAGACAUGUGAUUACAGGACAUUUAGCAAAAGCGGUCAUUUUUAAACAUGGAUAGUUAGCAAAAUGGGCAUAGCCUAUAGAAAACAUAUAGAGAACUAAUUCCCGUAUUUUAACUAAGGUUUUAUCAACUAGUAUAGUUGACAGAUAGACAAAGUUUGUUACACGAUAUCUUGCGUAUUUUUCAUCCGAUAUUCUUGACAUUUGGCAGAAACAUAGUUCGGAUAAAUACUAUUUUUAAGUUCGAAUUUGAAGAAAAUCGGCCUGUUGGCUAGGAAGUUAGAGAGAGAGAAAAAAAAAUUAUAUCUCGCAAGGUGUGUUCGAGGUGUAGUACUAAGUACAACAAUGUUUGUCUGUAUGGUUGACAGUCACGAUCUCUGGCACGCGGGGUCCGCGGCCGCCCUAUCCUCCAUGAAAAAUCCUAAAUUUGCCACUGAAGUGUGGGAAAUAGAGUUGAUUUAGCAUUGUUUCAAAAUUGAGCAAAGCAAAAGCGACUCUGUUUCCAAUUGAGUAUGAUUUAAAUUUCAUCGAACUAACGAAGUACAGUCAGCAGCAGAAGUUGCUAAGCGGGCGAGGUGUUCAAAAUGAUCUUGACGCGACUUUAUUGUCAAGAGAAUAAGAGCGUGUCAAGGUAAUUUUGAACACCUCGCCCGCGUAGCAACUUCUGCUGCUGACUGAACUACAGGUAGGACCUUGGACCUUAAGUUAGGGGCUGUCCAUAAAUUACGUCAUCGAUUUAUGAUGAUUUUUGACCCAAAUAAAAUCAUCCAAAAAUCAUGCUUCGAAUGACCCCGUUUCCUCCUACGUCAUGCUACCAUCAUCCGAUGUCCAGACCCCCUCCCUAAUUUAAAAAGACGUAAUUUAUGAAUAGCCCCUUAGGAGGCUAUACUUGUGGCCUUCAAAUUGUGCUAUUAAGGCCUGAUGAUGGAGACCGGAGGCGGAGACCUUAUGGUAAAGUAUUUUAGGUGCUUAAAAAUGUUGCUCAUAGUAUAUAAUUAUUUUUGUACAGUCAGCAGCAGAAGUUGCUAAGCGGGCGAGGUGUUCAAAAUUACCUUGACACGCUCUUAUUCUGUUACCAAUAAAGUCGCGUCAAGAUCAUUAAAUUUUGGACACCUGGCCCGCUUAGCAACUUCUGCUGCUGUAUUAAGUAUAUUAAUUUUUAUUUAGUUUUAUAGUUUAAAGUGAUCGAUCAUUUCAACUGAGACAAUCGUUGAAAACUUGAGAUGCAUAAAGUCGAAGCUCACUAGAGUCAGAUCAAGAUAAGUCUGCAGCGAUUUUUAUAGCACACGCGGUAUACGUGCUAUUUUAAACGUCAAAAUGAAAUUAUGAUGCAUAAUAAAUAACACCUAGGAUUGCGUAUACCGGCGGUCGGCAACCUGCGGCCCGCGGGCCGCAUGCGGCUCCUGAAGCUGUCACUUGCGGCCCGAGAGCAGCCUUGGCUAUUUUGUAUGUAAUAGUGACAAACGAUAAUGUCUGAUAAAGUCAUAAAUAUUAACAAAGUACGGCACUCGUCGCCUCCGUUAACUACUAUGUGGCCUUUGGCUACUAAAAGGUUGCCGACCGCUGGCGUACGCUAUCAAAAUCGUUGCAGACUUACCUUGGUCUAACUCUAUCAAUGAAUCUUUGGUAGUAGUAAGUUUUUUAUACAUAUACUUUGUACUCAAUGUACCUAUUAAUAAAAUAUAUGGUAGUUAUAGUGCGUCAAGCAAAUCUUGUCAGUAGCAAUGUAAAGCAAAUUAAAGUAGGGCAACACUCAAAGAGUAGUAUUGCGCUAAGAAAAGCAGCAAUGUACAAUGUACAUCGAACCAAAACUUCUUUUUCCGCUGAGCGCGCCUUGUCACGUACGUCAAUUCAAAUUGUCACUCGUGGAUUCUCUAUUGAAAAUGUUUGAAAUUGUUAUUAAUACGUAUGGACGGACAAUUUAAAAGCGGUGUGUGGUGAAUUUGACGAUCUCAAAAUUAAAUUAGAAGUGGAAUAUGCCGUUAAACAAGAAUGUAAUGAAUAAAAUCAUUGCUUCAGCAUAUAGAUGUCCUAUUGGAUUUUAAUAUUUUAUUAGAUUUAUCAGUUGGAACUGUAGGCAUUUUAGGCACCUUAGCUUUGAUUAAGCACAAUUUUAUUUAAUAUAUUGGUAUUUAAUGGUGACACAGCAGAAAUAUCUCUUGAAAUAGAAUCGAUUCAGAAUGUAAACAAAGAUGAUGGCUGUCAUUCGCGAUCCACAUUCCACAGAUAAAGCACAGAUGACACGCGAUUUUCGAAUUAUUCGAACACAGUGUUGCUAACCCGCGAUUUUUCAAAUUUGCCGCCGUUUGCUACUGACAAGAUUUGCUUGACCCAGUAUACCUAAAAUUGGCUAAAAAUUAUAUCUAAAAAUGUGUACUCAAUCCGUAUGAUAGAAUCGGACCACGUUAAGUUUGCACGCCAAGUGAUACGUCAAGUCAAGUAUCUAUGGAGCUUAGAGCAUAUGGAGUUUAUAGGGAUAUGUGCCUAUUCUUACUGCCAAGUUUGUGCAAAGUUAACGUGGUCAGUGUCUAUAUUGUCUAUGUCGGCGGCCGAUCGUAAGAUCAGGCAGAUCGUAAUGUUCCUGUAAUGUUUUGAGGAUAGUCACAUUAAACUAAUAUAUAGGUAGGAUAGUUUCGUUAGGUUGCUUCAGAUGCCUGAAGGGCAAACUGCCCAGAAACAGGAGCCCCGCGUAGCGGGGCUCCGUUGACUCAGGGAACGAGUCAAAGAUUUUCACGUUUCACGAUAUGCCUAGGAAUUUCACGAUAUGUCUGAUCUUACGAUCGGCCGCCGACAUCUAUAACAUAUUUUCGGUGCCUAUUUAGCAUAUUUGCGUUAGUGUGCGUGUUCAGAUCAGGGCUCGGAACCGGUAUUGAAAUACCUGUUAAUAUCGUUCCAAAACCAUUAUAUUAUUUCGUUCAUUAAGAAACCGGUUAAUUAAUGGAACGAGAACUAACAAAUUACUUUCUCUCUCCUAACCGGUAAGAAGAGGGAACGGAGCUUUAUGGUUCGCAGGGAACGAUAUAAUACCGGUUACUCUUGGCUUUCGGAGACUCUCGGUUAAACUCGUUGUCAUACGUGAAAGACAUAGCAAUAUUUACUCGUUCUAUCUCGCUUCAAUAUUUUCAAUUUAACCGGUUAAUGUCGUUCCGUUCGAGAACGAAAUGAGAACGUAUAUGGCAUAAACCGUCAUCUCAAAAGAACAGUUUUUUCGUUCCCGGGCGAAUGACCGAAACCGGUUUGAGAAAUGAGAACGGUUUCCGAGCCCGGGUUCAGAUAUUUUUGAGCACCACGGCCGCUUCGAUAUAUCUGAUGGCAACUGUACACUUUUCUAAAGUAGCAAUAACAAAUGUAUCAUACAAAUAUCGAAUGUAAAAUUAUUUUUGUAUGAAGUAAACGCUUAUUUGAAUUA
Messenger RNA from Cydia fagiglandana, 5864 nucleotides. RefSeq names its product SID1 transmembrane family member 1-like (gene Sir-1). Gene Ontology annotation, biological process: RNA transport. The record is from RefSeq and is a predicted model, not a curated record. The transcript has 21 exons. Gene Ontology annotation, molecular function: RNA transmembrane transporter activity; double-stranded RNA binding. Gene Ontology annotation, cellular component: plasma membrane; lysosome. Bases 36 to 2438 code for a protein of 800 amino acids. NCBI's taxonomy places the organism in Eukaryota, Metazoa, Arthropoda, Insecta, Lepidoptera, Tortricidae.